Molecule: messenger RNA, 948 nt
Organism: Gracilinanus agilis (Agile Gracile Mouse Opossum)
Lineage: Eukaryota; Metazoa; Chordata; Mammalia; Didelphimorphia; Didelphidae
Product: olfactory receptor 1361-like
Exons: 1
Coding region: 1-948 (315 amino acids)
Biological process (GO): G protein-coupled receptor signaling pathway
Cellular component (GO): membrane
Molecular function (GO): olfactory receptor activity; G protein-coupled receptor activity
Source: RefSeq, a predicted model, not a curated record
AUGGAACAGAAAAAUCAGUCAGAAGUCUCUGAGUUCAUCCUUCUGGGCCUUUCAGGCCAACCAGAGCAGGAGAGGCUUCUGUUCUUCUUCUUUAUGCUUAUGUAUCUGAUCACAGUGCUGGGGAACCUGCUUAUCAUUCUAGCCAUUAGAAUCGACUCUCGCCUUCAUACUCCCAUGUACUUCUUCCUCAGCAACUUGUCCCUGGUUGAUAUCUGCUUCACAUCCACCACCAUCCCCAAGAUGUUAGUUAAUCACAUUUCUGGGAACAAAGUAAUUCCUUACGGCAGGUGCCUAACACAAACAUUCUUCUUCAGUUGGCUUAUAGGGACUGACAGUGUCCUCCUUGCCUCCAUGGCCUAUGACCGAUACGUGGCUAUCUGUGCCCCACUACACUAUACCAUGAUCAUAACUCCACAGGUCUGUGCCCUUCUAGUAGCUGUGUCCUGGAUUUGGACCUGUAUUAAUUCCCUUAUACACACUACAUCCCUGAACCGCCUUUUGUUCUGUGGCCACAAUGAAAUCCAUCACUUCUUCUGUGAUCUCAGUGCCCUGAUAAAACUGGCUUGUUCAGACACCUUCAUCAAUGACUUACUGAUCUUCACAGUGGGUGGACUGACAGCUGUUGUGCCCUUCAUUGGCAUCCUGAUAUCCUACGUUCACAUUUUUGUGGCCGUGCUGAGGAUCCCAUCUGCUAGCGGAAAGCGGAAAGCCUUCUCCACCUGUGGCUCCCACCUCACUGUAGUCUGUCUUUUCUAUGGAACAAUAAUUGGAGUGUACUUCAGUCCCACAUCCACCCACACAGCCCAAAAGGACACAGCAGUAGCUGUGAUGUACACGGUGGUCACUCCAAUGCUGAACCCUUUCAUCUACAGCUUAAGGAAUAAGGAUAUGAAAGGAGCCCUGAGGAUGCUCCUCACCAGGAAGCCAGGACUCUCUUUGUGGCUAUGA